UUCCCAUACGGUUUCGAAUAUCUCGGUAUACAAGAAAAACUUGUGCAAACACCACUAACUGAUCGGUGCUACUUAACAAUGACACAAGCACUUCAUUCAAGAUUGGGAGGUAGUCCGUUCGGACCUGCGGGAACGGGUAAAACAGAAAGUGUCAAAGCAUUGGGUCACAAACUCGGUCGAUUCGUUCUCGUUUUCAAUUGUGAUGAAACAUUCGACUUCCAGGCAAUGGGACGUAUAUUGGUUGGUUUAUGUCAAGUUGGUGCUUGGGGUUGUUUCGAUGAGUUUAAUCGUUUGGAGGAAAGAAUGUUAUCGGCAGUCAGCCAGCAGAUUCAAACCAUUCAGGAAGCGGUGCGUGCUGGUGGAGAUAUGAAGGUUGAUCUUGUUGGAAAGACGCUAUCCGUUAACUCAAAUAUGGCUAUAUUCAUCACUAUGAAUCCUGGCUAUUCGGGUCGUUCGAAUCUACCAGAUAACUUGAAACAGCUGUUCCGAUCGUUGGCUAUGACUCAACCAGACCGUCAAUUAAUCGCCCAAGUCAUGUUAUUCUCACAAGGAUUCCGGACCGCCGAAAGACUUUCCAACAAAAUUGUGCCGCUCUUCAUAUUAUGUAAAGAGCAGCUGUCGGAUCAAUGCCAUUAUGAUUUUGGUUUGCGUGCUCUGAAAUAUGUGUUGGUUAGCGCCGGUAAUAUUAAACGAGAUGAAAUUCAAAAGCGACAAGAGAACAGUGAGGAGGUGAAAAGUGUUGCAUAUUCUGAAGAUUUUAUGUGCACUUUAUGUUUUCCUUUUCAUUUUUCGUUUUGUUCGAUUGAUUACGUUCGGAUGAUUAAUGAAUUCUUCUUUCAGGAUGAUGAAGAUAUUUCCGGUGAGGUAUCAGAACAACAGAUUCUCAUACAAUCCGUUUGUGAGACACUUGUACCGAAAUUAAUCUCUGAAGAUAUCGCGUUGUUGUUCUCGCUUUUAUCCGAUGUAUUCCCAUCUGUACAGUAUAAACCAAAUCAAAUGGCCAAAUUACGUGCCGAACUCACGAGAGUGUGUGAUCAAUUGUUAUUGACGCAGUCAUCGGUACGCGGUGAGAUUGGAUGCGUAUGGCUUGAGAAAGUGUUACAGUUGUAUCAAAUAACGAAUCUGAAUCAUGGUUUGAUGUUGGUUGGUGCUAGUGGAAGUGGCAAGACAACCGCGUGGAAAGUUUUGUUAAAGGCACUUGAACGUUUAGAAGGCGUUGAAGGUGUUGCGCAUGUUAUCGAUGCUAAGGCUCAUCCGAAUACACGUGAAUGGACAGAUGGCUUAUUCACACAUAUCAUUCGAAAAAUAAUUGAUAACGUUCGAGGCGAGACAUCGAAACGGCAGUGGAUUAUAUUCGAUGGUGAUGUUGACCCUGAAUGGGUUGAAAACUUGAAUUCAGUGCUUGACGAUAACAAAUUACUUACUUUGCCUAAUGGAGAACGUCUCGCGAUACCACCAAAUGUUCGAAUAAUAUUCGAAGUGUCCGAUUUGAAAUAUGCUACGUUAGCGACGGUAUCUCGAUGUGGUAUGGUAUGGUUCAGUGAAGAAGUGGUCACUUGUGAGAUGUUAUUUGAUAAUUUCUUAAGACGUCUCAAGAACGUGCGUCUUGAUGUUGAACAGCCGGCGGAUGUAUUGGCACUGAACGUAACGAAUAGUGACGACACAACGAAUUCAUCCCCAGAAUCUGAUCGAGUUUUAGCAUUGCAACGUAAAUGUGCAGCACUAUUGAGUGAACAUAUGAGUGCAGAUGCACUGGUACCGUUAACGUUAAAUUAUGCAUUGUCUGAAUUGGAUCACAUCAUGGAAGCGACACAACAACGAUUACUGUCCGCAUUCUUCUCAAUGAUGAAUUAUGCAGUUCGACAGUUAAUCGUCUACGAUAAUAGUCACACUGACUUUCCGAUGCCAGUUAGUAUCAUUCAUGUUUUGGUUUGUUUGUCUCGAAACGGCGAUAGUAAAUGGAAAUCACGUCAGCAGCUGAGUGAUUUCGUCAGACAGUCAUCCACACUGCAGUUACCGCCGAAUGCAUCGUUACCAAUAAUCGAUUACGAGGCAGCAUUAUCCGGUGAAUGGGUGCAAUGGGUAUCAAAGGUGCCACAAAUGGAAGUGGAAACACAUCGCGUUGCAGCUGCAGAUAUUGUGGUACCAACAAUUGAUACGGUUCGACAUGAGAUGUUACUGAAUACAUGGCUAUCCGAGCAUAAACCACUCGUUCUAUGUGGUCCACCUGGUUCUGGCAAAACGAUGACUUUGUUAUCAGCACUUCGAUCGUUACAGGAUAUGGACGUGGUGAAUGUAAAUUUCUCUUCAUCUACAACGCCUGAGCUGUUGAUGCGUACAUUCGAUCAUUAUUGUGAGUAUCGACGUACACCGAAUGGUGUUGUUCUAUCGCCUGUACAACUUUCAAGAUGGUUGGUCAUAUUUUGUGAUGAAAUCAACUUGCCAGCCCCUGAUAAAUAUGGCACUCAGCGAGUUAUUUCCUUCCUCAGACAACUUGUCGAAAUGAAUGGUUUCUAUCGAGUCUCCGAUCAUACGUGGGUAUCGUUGGAGCGUAUUCAGUUCGUUGGUGCAUGUAAUCCACCCACAGAUCCGGGUCGUCAUCCGCUAACACUACGUUUCUUGCGUCACGUUCCGGUGGUUUACGUUGAUUAUCCUGGGCAAACGUCUUUGAUUCAAAUCUACGGAACAUUCAAUCGUGCUAUGCUGAGAAUGGCGCCAUCCGUUCGAGGUUUAGCCGAGCCGUUAACAAGUGCCAUGGUUGAUUUCUACUUGCAGUCUCAGGAUCGUUUCACGCAAGAUGAACAGCCGCAUUACAUCUAUUCACCUCGUGAGUUAACGAGAUGGGUUCGUGCCAUUAGUGAGGCGAUUGCGCCGUUAGACGGGGUUAGUCCUGAGGCACUUGUACGACUCUGGGCGCAUGAAGCACUACGGUUGUUCCAAGACAGACUUGUGAAGGACGAUGAACGACAAUGGACUGACGAAUUGUUGGAUCAAACGGCCGAGAAAUAUUUCAGUGGUUCAUGCAAUCUGAAAGAGGCUUUAGAAAGACCAAUGCUCUAUUCCUGCUGGUUAACAAAGAAUUAUUUGCCAGUCACAAAGGACCAGUUGAAAGAAUAUGUAGCAGCUCGAUUGAAAGGUUUUUACGAGGAAGAGUUGGACGUACAGUUGGUGUUGUUUGAUCAGAUGCUUGAUCACGUUCUUCGAAUUGAUCGUAUUUAUCGACAACCACAAGGUCAUUUACUUUUGAUUGGCACAUCCGGUUCUGGAAAGACCACUUUAUCGAGAUUCGUUGCAUGGAUGAAUGGAUUAUCAGUCUUCCAGUUGAAAGUACACUCUAAAUAUACGGCAGCAGAUUUUGACGAAGAUAUGCGGACGGUAUUAAGACGUGCAGGAUGUCGCAAUGAAAAGAUGUGCUUCAUUAUGGACGAAUCAAAUAUGCUCGAUACAGGUUUCUUGGAAAGGCUCAACACACUUCUUGCUAACGGAGAGGUACCUGGCUUAUUCGAAGGUGAUGAGUAUACGACACUGAUGAGUCAAAUUAAAGAAGGCGCUCAUCGACAAGGACUCAUGCUUGAUUCACCCGAUGAACUUUACAAAUGGUUCACUGCGCAGGUAAUGCGUAAUUUGCACGUAGUGUUCACAAUGAAUCCGUCUGGUGAGGGUCUGCGAGAACGUGCAUCCACCUCGCCAGCCUUGUUCAAUAGAUGUGUACUGAACUGGUUCGGUGACUGGACUGAUUCAGCACUUUAUCAGGUUGGUGUUGAGCUAACCAAUACUUUGGAUAUGGAUCGGCAGGAUUAUCAAGCACCAUUCGCAUUACCAAUUGUAUGCGAUUUAAUACAACAACCAAUACAGUACCGUCAUGCAGUUAUCAAUACAUUCGUUCAUGUACACAAUGCAGUUAGAAAGUUGAAUGAAACCGAAGCAAAACGUGGUCAUCGUGUGAUGGCGAUAACGCCACGACACUUCCUCGACUUUAUCAAGCAUUAUAUCAACGUCUUUCAUGAAAAACGACGUGAUUUGGAAGAGGAGAAGCUUCAUUUGAACAUUGGUCUUAGUAAGAUUAAAGAAACUGAAGAGCAAGUGCUGGAACUGCAGAAAUCAUUGACGUUAAAGAGUAGCGAAUUGGAAGCGAAAAAAAGUGCAGCGAAUGCUAAAUUGAAGGAAAUGAUAUCAGACCAACAAAAGGCUGAGAAGGAUAAACAGGCAAGUGAACAGUUGCAAAAAGAGUUAGCCGCAUCACUGAUUGAAAUUGACAAGAAACGUACCGAAGUGCAGCAUGAUCUUGCACAGGUAGAGCCAGCAGUUGAAGAAGCACAACAAGCCGUGAAAGGAAUUCGUAAGAAUCAACUGGUCGAAGUACGUUCAAUGGCAUCACCACCCCAUCUCGUCAAACUCGCUCUCGAAUCAAUUUGUUUAUUGCUUGGCGAGAACGUUGGUACGGAUUGGAAGGCGAUCCGUGGUGUAAUGGUGAAAGAUGAUUUCAUGCCUCGAAUUUUGGGUUUUGAUACGGAUAGUAUAACACCGGAGAUUCUGAAAGCCAUGGAGAAAUACACACAGAAUCCGGAUUGGGAUUUCGAAAAGGUGAAUCGUGCAUCAUCUGCAUGUGGUCCGAUGGUGAAAUGGGUUAAAGCACAGCUGUUAUAUUCGGAUAUGCUGAUGAAAGUUGAGCCAUUGCGUAAUGAAUUGAAACGGCUUGAAAGAGAUGCAAAGAUGAAAACCGAAAAAGGUGAAGAACUGAAGAAAACAAUCGCACUACUUGAGCAGAGUAUUGCUGCGUAUAAAGAGGAAUACGCUCAACUUAUUGGACAAGCAGAAACCAUUAAAGCUGAUUUAGCAACUGUUAAAGAAAAGGUUGGUCGCAGUACACAACUGCUGAAGAGUCUUGGUUCAGAGCGAGAUCGAUGGCACGGAGGAUGUGAUGGGUUCAGUCAACAGAUGGAUUCACUCAUCGGCGAUGCACUCCUCAGCGCUGCAUUCCUGUCUUAUUCUGGUUAUUACGAUCAGCAGUUACGUGAUCUUCUGUUCCAUCGUUGGAUUUCGUUUGUACAACAUGCGAACAUCAAAUAUCGUACUGAUUUGGCUCGUGUUGAAUAUUUGUCAUCAGUGGAUGAACGUCUUGAAUGGAAUAAGAAUGGUUUGCCGGUUGAUGAGUUGUGUGCUGAAAAUGCAAUCAUGUUACAUAGAUUCAAUCGUUAUCCUCUUAUCAUUGAUCCGUCUGGACAAGCGAUGAAUUUCCUGUUGAAGCAGUUCAAAGGAAAGAAUAUCACUAAAACGAGCUUUUUGGACGAUUCAUUCAGAAAGAAUCUCGAGUCUGCACUUCGCUUCGGUAACGCUCUUCUAGUGCAAGAUGUUGAGAGUUACGAUCCUAUUUUGAAUCCGGUGCUUAAUCGUGAAGUGAAGCGUACUGGUGGUCGUAUUUUGAUCACUCUGGGUGAUCAAGAUAUCGAUCUAUCACCAUCGUUCCAAAUAUUCCUCAUCACUCGCGAUGCAUCUGUUGAAUUUGCACCGGAUGUAUGCUCGCGUGUGACGUUUGUUAAUUUCACGGUAACACGUUCCUCACUGGAAAUGCAGUGUUUGAAUCAAGCACUCAGAAGUGAACGACCUGACGUGGAUGAGAAACGUAACGAUCUGUUGAAACUUCAAGGAGAAUUCGCUGUAAGACUGAGACAACUGGAAAAGGCUCUACUGGCAGCUCUGAAUGAGAGCAAAGGAAAAAUCUUAGAUGAUGAUUCAGUUAUAUCGACACUUGAGAAGCUGAAAACAGAAGCGGCCGAGGUAGCUCGUAAAGCUGCAGAAACCGAUAAAGUUAUGGCAGAGGUGGAGACAGUAUCACAGCAGUAUUCACGAUUAGCACAAGCAUGUUCGUUAAUCUAUUUGAUGCUGCAACAACUGAAUGAAGUUCAUUUCUUGUAUCAAUAUUCAUUGGACUUCUUGUUGGAAAUGUUUACCGCUGUGUUGAAUACACCGCAGCUUUCAUCUGUUACGGAUUAUGAUAAACGAUUGCAAAUUAUCACUUCAAGUCUAUUCCAGAUGGUUUAUCGUCGUGUGUCACAGGGCAUGUUGCAUCAGGAUAAAGUACUUUUAGCAAUUCUAUUGAUGCGAAUCCUCUUGAAAGGAAAUGCGCAAGAGCCAUCUCAUCAACUAGAGCUUGACCAUUUGCUUGGUCGUUCAGAGGUAUUCUCAUCACAAAAGGCGUCUGCUGAUUCUAUACCAAAGCUGCCGAAUCUUGAUUUACAACAAUCUCAUGCGUUGAUUCAGUUAUCACGUUUACCUGCGUUCAGUAACAUUAUCACAAAUGUUCAAUCUAAUUCUGCUUUCAUUACUUGGAUAACGCAAGAUAAUGCCGAAUUCGAUGUUCCGGUUGUUUGGAACGACAAUGACAAAUUGACGAAUAUCAGUCGUUGUAUGAAUGAACUAUUGGUAGUGCAUGCGCUCAGACCCGAUCGUCUGUUAGCAUCUUGUCAUCGACUUGUUGCAUCCGCAUUUGGCGUUGAAUUCAUGCAACAGGAUAGAAUUGUCAAUCUACGCGACAUCGUCGAGAAUGAAGUAUCAUCGAAUCGUCCUGUUCUUCUAUCGUCUGCGAUUGGUUACGAUGCAUCCGGUAGAGUUGCGGAUCUAGCCGUUGAGAUGGCUCGAGAAGUGACUUCAAUUGCUAUCGGUUCGGCUGAAGGCUUCUCUCAGGCAGACAGUGUGCUUCAUUCAGCAUCCAAGUCUGGUCGUUGGAUUCUUCUGAAAAAUGUUCAUUUGGCUCCAUCAUGGUUAACUCAACUCGAAAAACGCCUGCAUACACUUAAACCACAUCCUCAAUUCCGUUUGUUGCUUACUGCUGAAAUACACCCGAAACUUCCAGCCUCAAUUCUUCGUGCUUCGCGUGUUGUCGUGUUCGAACCUGCUACAGGUCUCAAGGCCAAUUUAUUGCGGUCGUUAACAUCAUUGGCUCCACAACGUAUGGCGAAACCACCAACCGAACGAACACGGCUCUACUUCUUAAUGUGCUGGCUACAUGCGCUUGUACAAGAACGAAUGCGUUAUACACCGCUUGGAUGGGCGAAUUCGUAUGAGUUUUCUGAUGCUGAUUUGCGUGUCGCAUGUGAUACACUAGACUCUGCUGUCGAUUCAAUCGCAAUGGGGCGAACAAAUGUUUCACCUGAAAAAUUACCGUGGCAUACACUGCAAACCUUAUUGUCACAGUGCAUUUAUGGUGGCAAAAUCGAUAACGAAUUUGAUCAGAAACUUUUGGAUUGUUUCUUGGCGAAAUUGUUCACACCGAAAUCGUUCGAUUCUGAUCGAGUGCUUAUCAGUAAUAUUGAUGGCAAGUCUGCAAACCUUUGUAUACCAGAUGGACAUUCACGAGAGCAUUUACUGAUGUGGGCUGAUCAAAUCCAUCAGCUGCAAUUACCGAAUUGGCUUGGUUUACCUAAUAACGCGGAGAAAGUGUUACUCACCGUUAGAGGUGAAGAGAUGCUGGCAAAUCUGUUGAAAGUGUCUGAUGAAGAGCUGGCAUUCGCUGGUGAUGAUCAGAAAGUGCGUUCACCUCCAUGGAUGAGUAUCUUGGCUGAACAAAGUUCCCAGUGGCUCAAGAUGCUACCAAAAAGUAUUACGAAAAUGAGGCGAACAGUUGAUAAUAUCAAAGAUCCACUGUUCCGCUUCUUUGAACGUGAAAUUAAUCAUGGAAUAUUACUUCUCACAGACGUAAGAGCUGAUUUACAGGAGGUUCAUGCAGUAUGCAGAGGUGAACAAAAGCAAAACAAUCAUACAAGAGCCUUAACAUCAGCGUUGAAUAAAGGUGUUGUACCAACUGGCUGGCUACGAUAUACUGUACCGAAAGGUGUCACUGUGAUGGCUUGGAUACACGACUUUGGGGAACGUGUCAAUCAACUGAGCAAAUUCGCAAAUUCUCCUGCGCUCAAGAAGGAGACUGUUUGGCUUGGUGGUAUGUUCUCGCCAGAAGCGUUCAUCACAGCAACUCGACAGCUGGUGGCACAAUCAAAUCAGUGGUCAUUAGAAGAGUUGAAUAUGCGUAUUGAAGUGGGUGUUGAUGAGGACAAAGUUGACAGUUUCAAAAUAAAAGGACUACGUGUAAUGGGUGCCGAAUGCAAGAAGGGUAAUAGAAUAGCGGUCGUUGAUGAUGUAAGUACAGAAAUGCAUACAGUGGCAUUAACAUGGACACGUGAACCAGGUCCAUCAAGUGCAAUCACUUUACCGGUGUAUUUAUAUCGCGAUCGUAAGAAUCUGCUUUUCACUUUGGAUUUCGAUCCUGGUAAUGUUGAGAAGACUGUUUUCUACGAGAGAAGUGUUGCAGUCACGUCAAAUAAUGCUCUGUCAUGA
This is a messenger RNA of Anisakis simplex (herring worm), 8331 nucleotides long. NCBI's taxonomy places the organism in Eukaryota, Metazoa, Nematoda, Chromadorea, Rhabditida, Anisakidae. The record is from the annotation of a GenBank genome assembly.